CUUGAGGCAAGCACACAUCUCUCACCACACUGCUGGCUGACUUUGCCGUUGUUUGAUCCCCGUCACUUCGAGACCUCAGAGACAUGCACUUUGAUAAAGCGCCAAAGGAGAAGCCUUGUUGCAGCCAGCCCACAGUGAAGGAACUGUUGGAGCAAAAAAGGAAGCGAGAAACAUCCUCCUUGUCGACUUCCUGCCCCCCAAACACAACCAGCCCUGUUGGUUCAAACAUGCUUGCAAUAUGAGGGACACCUAUUUCUUGCCAUUCUCUUCCAGGUGCAUCAAGCAGCUACACGGACAUGGACUAUGAGCAAUGCCCACUCAUGCAGGAGCCCACUGUGUCUUACGACCCCAACCAACUAGAACCGAGCUUUCCAGUGGGCUACAACGUCCCACAGAAUUCAGGUUUCGGCUCCCAGCAGCAGCAACUUCAAGGGUUUGGAGGCGUUGCGUCAGAAACAUAUGAGGGCCUCAUGGCAGCUGCCGGACAGAGUGCAGUUUCCUCCUGGUCUCCUCUCGAGCCUGGUCCGGCCACUUUAGGAGCAUGGUUAGAUGACAGCACACUGGAGAAGGCCAGAAGGCUGCUGAGAGACAUGCACUACAGCAGAGUCGCGGGCCAGGAUGAGGACGGAGACACAAUCUUGCACAUCUACACCGCCAAGGGACUCAGAGAGUGGGCCUUUGCUGCUGCGGAGAAGCUGAGGGAUUUGGGGAAGCUUGAUGCCAAAGAGCACAAAGGCAAAACUGCCUUACUGGUGGCGGUGACAGCCAACCAUCCUGACAUUGUGCACGAUCUGCUGUCGUUUGGAGCAGACAUCAACGCUUGUGAUGUCAGAGGUCAAAGCGCUCUUCACCUGGCUGCCCACUAUGGGUACCCUGGGGUACUGCAGGUCAUCCUUUCAUGCAGACCUGCAGUCCACCUUGAGGCCAGAGAUUUUGAGGGGAUGACUCCUCUGCAUUGUGCAACCAUCUCUCACUGCGUCACCAUGAAGGCUUUAUCGGCCAGUGGGAUGGCGGAUGGUCACCUGCAGAGCAAAGCUGCAGAGAAGCUCUCCUGUGUGCAAAUGCUUCUUGAUGCGGGCGCCUCUCUACUCAGUCAGGAAAUCAAAAGCAACAAGACGGUGUUGCACUUGGCUGUGAAGGAAGGUAACGUGGACCUGCUCCACUACCUGCUGAGCAUCCGUCUGCACAACGUCAAGGACUUUGUCAACAUGAAAGCACACGGCCACACGGCUUUACACAUGGCGGCCUGUCUCCAUGGCAACCCCCAGCAGGCACAUAUCCUGCAACUGCUGCUGAGCCGAGGAGCCGAUCCCAGCAUCCGCAACCUGGAGAACGACCUGCCCGCUCGCUUACUGCCGGGCGGCCAGCAGGGGGAGCAGCUCAAACUCUUGCUGAAGAAACGAAGCACGCCGACUCGCCGACGUUUGCCAACCUGGCAGGACCACCAGGAAUGACUUGUGGUCAUGUGACACGCAGUUAAUCUUCCAUGAAGAAGGCUAGUCACAUUCACCACACGCUAAUUCACAUUGGAUUCUAACUCAUGCGAUUUGUUUCACACAUUAUGAAGUCAACGUCAUUGGCCACAACUUUAGACACACCUGCACAAAAUCCCACAUUUUUUUAAUACAAUUUGGGAAAUCUCCAAUAGAAAAACCCUGUAAUGUUUUUGUUAAAAAAAGUCCAUACUCUGCACCUUUUUAGCUCAGUGUCUGCCCUGAGACUGGAAGGUCGUGAGUUCAAACCCCGGCCGAGUCAUACCAAAGACUAUAAAAAUGGGACUCAUUACCUCCCUGCUUGGCACUCGGCAUCAAGGGUUGGAAUUGGGGGUUAAAUCACCAAAAUGAUUCCCGAGCGCGGCCACCGCUGCUACUCACUGCUCUCCUCACCUCCCCAGGAGGUGAACAUGGGGAUGGGUCAAAUGCAGAGAACACAUUUUACCACACCUAGUGUGUGUGUGUGACUAUCAGUGGGACUUUAACUUCAACCAGAUUCUCUCCGCACCAAAUAAUAUUCUGGGUUGUUCUUUGGCUCGUGCUCCAGUCGCCUACAAGUAUGGGAAAUUGGGAAUUUAAAAAAAUGGGGUAAUUACAAUACCACUCUAUUACUUGGGGAAAAAAACAAAGAAUAUCAGAAAGCCCAAAGUGCAAAAUCCAUGUUGUGAUUAGUUCAUUCAUGCUAAAGAUGAAUGCUUGCAAGAUUGAUUGUAGUGCCAUAUUGGGGCUCUGAGCAGGUUUUUAUUUGAGAAAUUGAUGUCAUUUGUCUUCACAUAUGAAGUAUUUUUAUUUUAGUAGGAUAAUUAUUAUUUUAACUAUGCGAGUAUGCGCUCCCUUGUGCAAAACGAGGCCCCCCAUCGGUCGUAUGGCCCCUAAGAUGGCCCCUGCACUUCCCUAUUCUCCUAUGUUCUGCUGCUGACUGUUUUUCCUCCUCUUUGACAUCACUGCUCCUCAUCUGGCAUGGUGGCAUCACUAAACAUAAGACAAAGCCAAAGAAAAAGUUUGUUGAAUGAAUCCUUAAAAAGCGCACUGAACUCCCCCAGUGGUUGGUGUGUGUAUAAUAAUGCCAUGACAUUAUUCGACACCCCAUCGACCGGCCAAUGAUUUUUGUGAAAAUGCACGCGAUCGGCCACUGCCAAUUAAUUUCUUUCAAGGCCGGUUACGUCUGGGCGAUAUUAAAUUUUUGGUCUCAUCCGAUAAACGUGCCUGUCAACUGUAUUAGUGUGGAGAUGCUUCCCUAAAUUUAUAAAUAAAUACCUAUUUUGUCAAACUGCAUUUCUUAAGUAUGGUUAUCAUAUAAAUUUAUAACAUUUGCAGUUAAGCCAUGUGAUUGGUAUCAGCUGAUCUCACUCGUGGUAUCGGUGUCUGACUCGGCAGCAUAAAACCCUCACCGAAACUUCCCUAAUUUCCAUGUAUAUUUGGAAGUUAUCAUUUUUGGAUAGGUUUCUUGCUUUGAAGGCCAGCCACCCAAUUGUGCAAGUGUACCUAAAGUUGUGUCCAGUGAGUAUACAUUUAAGUCAAAGAACUUCUGUAGCUCAUAGUUCUCGUUUUCCCCAACACUUUGAUUUCUGUGAAAUCAUCAGUAUGACCUUGAGGGAGUCCCUGCAAGAGCCAAACGAUCACAUUGAUGAGAAAUCGGAAAGCUGUCUUCAAUUCGCACUUUCUCUUCUUGACUUGUUGAGAACAUACGAUUUGUUUGCAUCGUCCUUAAGGAUGGAACAAUCAUAACUUUUACUGUGUAAAAACUAGUGGGACUGUUCUGAAUGUUCGAUGACAAAUGCAUGACACACACACCUUAACACUCAUGCACACACAGCGGGCAGUGAUGAGUCACGAUUAAAAAGUACAGGGUGUUGUGUUUGCGGCUCAGGUGUACACGCGGUGACACAAAUGAGCAGCGUUGUUACAGGCUACACUUCACAUUCACUCUUUAGGAAUAUUACAUUUUCAAGAAAACACCUCAUCACUUACUUUAAACUUUGACUGGAAUUGAACUGA
Entelurus aequoreus (snake pipefish) is the source of this 3491-nucleotide messenger RNA. It is a transcript of the gene nfkbid, whose product is annotated as NF-kappa-B inhibitor delta. The record is from RefSeq and is a predicted model, not a curated record. The transcript has 11 exons. Lineage: Eukaryota; Metazoa; Chordata; Actinopteri; Syngnathiformes; Syngnathidae. Gene Ontology annotation, molecular function: protein binding. Gene Ontology annotation, cellular component: nucleus. Gene Ontology annotation, biological process: regulation of gene expression.